Messenger RNA from Rhizoctonia solani, 957 nucleotides. RefSeq names its product short chain dehydrogenase. Lineage: Eukaryota; Fungi; Basidiomycota; Agaricomycetes; Cantharellales; Ceratobasidiaceae. The record is from RefSeq and is a predicted model, not a curated record. The transcript has 11 exons. Bases 1 to 957 code for a protein of 318 amino acids.
AUGUACCUUGUCGAUAACCACCGUGACCUACUCCAACCUGCUUCUGCUAUUAUUUUCAACUACUUCUUAUACGCCAUGGGUAGCAAUCUCUCUCAAACUUUUCCUCCCAAGCCUCUGUUUUCGGUCGAGCAAAUUCCUGAUCUCACUGUGCGUGAUAGUGGAAACGCCGGAUUGGGAAAGGAAACAUGCAAGGCGCUACUCAAUAAAAACGCCAAAGUGUACUUGGCUGCGCGCAGCAAGUCUAGGGCUGACGACGCGAUCGAAUGGCUGAAGAGCGAGACGAACGGGAAAACGCCGGUCUUCCUAGAGCUCGACCUUGGUAAUCUUGCCUCGGUGCGCAAAGCAGCAGAGGAGUUCAAGAGCAAAGAGCAAGAGCUGCAUGUGCUGUUCAACAACGCCGGUGUCAUGGCACCGCCUGUAGAGCAGCGAACAUUUGACGACUACGAUUUGCAGUUCGGGACGAACGUCCUGGGACACUACUUCUUCACUAUAUUACUUCUCCCUACCCUGAUUCAUACUGCCAAGAACUCACCACUCGCAAGCACAUGGACAUGCGCGAGUGAUCAACACUUCGAGCGCUUCGCGUGCAAGAAGCUGGGCACUCAUACCCUAUAUGCUCAGAGUAAGCUGGGUAACGUACUAUUUUCGAACGAGUUGGCCAAGCGCUAUGCCCACCAGGGAGUCAUUUCAAGCUCACUCAAUCCCGGAAACCUCCAAACAGAACUUCUGCGCCAUUUGCCAUGGCUGGCUUCGAAGAUUCUUAGCUUGAUUCUCUAUCCAGCCAGCUAUGGAGCUCUCACUCAGCUAUGGUCUGGAACUAUGCCCGAGGGCAAGGACCACAAUGGCAAGUUCCUGAUUCCAUGGGCUCGUAUUGGAGAUGCUGGAGUAAACAGCCAUAAUGAGCAACUGGCGGAGAACCUAUGGAACUGGCUGGAAGAGCAGGUAAAGGGCCAUUAG